Molecule: messenger RNA, 1857 nt
Organism: Schistocerca serialis cubense
Lineage: Eukaryota; Metazoa; Arthropoda; Insecta; Orthoptera; Acrididae
Product: alpha-tocopherol transfer protein-like
Exons: 6
Coding region: 151-1011 (286 amino acids)
Cellular component (GO): membrane
Molecular function (GO): phosphatidylinositol bisphosphate binding
Source: RefSeq, a predicted model, not a curated record
GCCGCGGUGACGACGUGUGUAGCAGGUCGACGCCUCCACGGAAGCGAUCAGUUCCUCGAGCGCAACCACGUCAGCCACUCGUCUGCUGGAAGAGGACGCCGCCUGCUGGGCACUGGUUGCCUUCCGGAGGAAAGAGACGCGAGGCGGAAGAUGUCGGUGCAAGGCAGGGAGGACGUGCGGCACAUCAGGGAGUGGCUGGAGCAUCAGCCACACCUGCCGCAGAUCACGGACGAGAAAAUUAUGCUCUUCCUGCACAGCUGCCAUUACAGCCUCGAGAGAACGAAGAGCACCAUUGACACGUACUUCUCGCUCAAAACAACAGCGCCGGAAUUCUUUAGCGAAAGAAAUCCUGAGAACGAAGAACUGAGGCGAACUGCCAAGAUCAUACAAGUCAGCCCGUUCCCACAGAAGACUCCAGAAGGCUACCGGAUAAUUUUCGGGCGGCUGCUCAACACAGACCCCAGCCAGUUCGAUCUUGCUUCUGCCAUCAAGUACCUGUUUAUGGUCAUCGACGCAGUGCUUAAGGAAGAUGGUCUGAUCCCUGGGUUUAUAAUUGUUUACGAUAUGACGGGUGUCUCCCUCGGUCAUCUGACGCGGAUCAACAUCGCAACAGUCAAGAAGUACUUCAUGUAUGUUCAGGAAGCAAUUCCACUGCGUAGGAGAGGAAUCCACGUAAUAAAUGUGAAUUCUGUCAUCACCAGUAUUAUGAGUAUAAUUAAGCCUUUUAUGAGUCAGGAGCAUAUGCAAGCGCUACAUUUUCACACAUCGAACAACUUCGAAGAAUUUUACAAGCAUGUACCACAAAGAUUAAUGCCAAAGGACUUUAAUGGAGAAAUGACCUCCUGUGAUUCCCUUCACAGUGAAACAAUAAAAAAACUAGAAAGCUACAAGGAUUGGUUCCACGAGGAAGAGUCCUUAAAGUCAGAUGAAAGUAAACGUGACAUCAGAAGUGUGAAUUUGAGUAACGGCUACAGUACAGUUGGGUCAUUCAAAAAAUUGAAUAUAGACUGAAAUAUACAGCUUACAUGAAUUAUGCGCAGCUUCUGACUGCACUCUGCUUUAUUGUGUACUUUCGUAACAAAAGCUUCUUUGUAUCCAGAAUGAAACUUCUUUGUACAUUAGAACAUGACUUAAUGGAAUUUAUUGGCAGAAAAACUGCAAUCAUUCAUCAUUGUUUCUCAUCACUUGUGUAAAUAUUAUUUUAAAUAAGGUGUCUUGAAGUAAGAUACAUUCUGCAAAUUCUCUGGCGCCUAUCCAACAUAGGAUUAAGAUUUUAAAUUCUAACUGUUAAAUAGAGAAGAACACUGUAACAUCGGCUGUAGUUAAUCAGGCAAUACAGUUUCAGAGAUGUGCUUUCUGUAGACAGAAAUUAUUAUGUGCAUACUGAUAUCAGUAAGUUAUCUUUGUAAGAAGCAGAGUUUUUACACCAAAUAUACACAUUGUUAUCCUUCCUUUCUGCAAUGAAAACAUUCCCUACAUUUAAAAACUACAGACAGUGCAACAAUCUUAUGGCUAUACUUUUGGCAGUUAUAGAAAUACUUUAUAGAAUAUCAGUAAUAAAUCUGGUAAAUAUCUUAGUUUUUACGUGUUAAUCUACGUUUUCUUUGUGGGAUCUCACUGUGCAUUGACUGAAUUAAUAAGUCAUAAGUGAGAGAUUUAUUGUUAAAGUCAAAUUUACUGUCACAAAAAUUAAAUCUUCUCUCAAGACGAAAGAUAGAGACUGAAGAGGAAAAAUGCUCACUCGCCUUUUUGUGCCUGCUAAUUUCAAUAGACGAUACACUGUGAUUUUUUUUGUUUCCUUGUGUCACUUCUCAAAUGCUCCCGCAAGAGAAAAAUAAAGUAGACAGUAAAAGACCA